UGUUCCCGGAAAAGCUUCGUUUGUUAAUGCAGCAUUAGCAGAUCUAAAUUAGACGUGUCGGUGUGUUUUAUAAUGUUAAUAAUAUAAAGUAUAGUAAUAUUUCUUAAAAAGUAAGUGUGCCUGUUUCCCUGGGAGAAGAAAAAAAACCGCCGAUGCCAUAUUUGAAUGGAUCCAUGCUUGGCUGGACUCUGGGUUUAAGGAAGCUUGUCCGCCCGGUCGUCGGAGCGGAGGGGGGACUCGACGGCGAGAGCUUCAGGCGGCGAGUGAGCUUGUGACGGACACCGAAAUAUCUGCGCGACGGCUUUCCCGGCAUCUUAAAUCAACGCGGCGAUGAGCACACUCCUGUCGUAGCGGUCGUUUCGUCUGAUAUCCAGGCUGAACAAUGUGACUGUGAUCGGAGGCAGCUGCACUCCAGUGGUCGAGGACCUCAACCUACUUCACUAGAAUGUACUUGAUGAAUGUACCUCCUGUCGCAGUGACGCAAACGGAAUGGAGAACAUGUGGCCCACCUGGAGGCUAUAGCCUUCAGUGCUUCAAUGACUCUGACACUGAGUUGUCCACCAGAGGCACACCUAUCUCAGAUAAGGUCCAGAUGAUCAUAGAGAGCCUUAGGAGCACCCAGUCCUCACUUGAGAUGGGCGACGAGAUCGAGGGAAAUGUGCUUUCAGGACAAGACGGUCAUCCCCAAGUCUGCAAGGUUGCAGUGGCUUCUUAUGUGGGGGCCAAAUCCAAAACUAAAGGUCCCACUGAAAACCAGCAGGCAGAUGUUUCCUCCCCAAUCAACCAUGAGAGCAGUGACUCCGACAGUGAUGAUUCUGUGGACAGAGGGAUUGAGGAGGCUAUUCUUGAAUACCUGAAGGAAAAGGAUGAUCACAAACGCAAGGCAGAACCAUGCUCCACGUUUCUCCAGUCAUCCAAAAUUCCCAGAAAAACUCCUCCUGUUCCUGAGGUUUCUAAACAGAACUCUGACAGCAAUACAUUUUUGACUGCAAGCAACCAGCAUCCAAAAAGUGUCAAAACUGAGACUCCGACAGCACCAGCUGUUAUACCUAUAAAGAAAUAUAUCAAAAACAAGGCCUCGCUUAGUGACAACAUGCUUAAGAAAUUUGAUUCUAAUAAAAGUACAACAACCAAAAGUUUAGUCUCGCCCAAAGAGCAGACAAAGAGCCCACCUAAAACAAUCAGCGUAUUCAACAAAGUCAAGUGCCCAGUCACAGUGAAGGUAGAGGACGACUCAGAUGAUUCCAGUAGUGAUGAUGGUAUCGAGGAGGCCAUUCAAAGAUACCAGCUGGAGAAAAGGGAGCAGCAGAACAGAAGGGAAGCUUUCAAUCCACAUGCAUUCAAAGGGGAGUCUGACUCCACUAGCGAUGAUGGGAUCGAAGAAGCUAUUCGCUGCUACCAGCUUGAGCAACUUAAGGAGAAGAGUGUUCUGAAACCAUUCUUCCAUAAACAAAAGUCCUGUGGUAAGUCAUUAAUACAUGCUGUUGGAAGUACAGGCAUUGAAAACAUGAAGAAACACAAACUGAGAAAGAAAAAAUCCAGAACAGAGAAAGAAGCGAAAUCCCUUCCUCCUUCAUCUGCUUUGGCAAGCAAGAAUUCACUUUCAGACAUCCAGAAAGGCAAAGGAAACGGAUUACUUUCGUUUAAAAUAGAAAGUUUUAAGGGUCAGCCCACACCUGCUCCGCCAAAGGUUAAUACAACUGCAGAGCUCAUGUGUGCUGAGGCAAUACUAGACAUUUCAAAAACUGUUAUGCCCGGGGCCUUCCAUCAUAGUGUUGGCCUUAGCAGUUGUGGCACCACCGAAUCUUCCUUGCAGUCUUCUCUUCCUGACAUUUGCCCAGAUGAACAAAGUGACGACAGCUCCAUUGAUAGUGAAGAUGGAAUUGAGCAAGAAAUCAGGAAGUUUCUUGAGCAGAAGGCCCAACUGCACAAACAGCUGCCCAGCUCUGCUGUGACUCAAGAGCCUCAAAAUACGAAUGAACCAGAGAAAGUGAAAACAAAACAAGUUGUAACCCAAAAGAAACCUUCAAGAACGUCAUCAACACAGGGAAGAAAAUGCAAAGAGGAAACCUGUAGCAUUUCUAACAUGUCAGGAAUGGAUAACAAUGUUAAAGUAACUGCCCCUAAAUCUUUACUUGAGCAUAGAAAGGAUUUGAGCCCAUUGGGAUUUUCUGACAGAAGUGAAACACACCCAAUCACUGGAUUACACAAGACACAAGAACAAAGUGGAGACAAAAGCAGCUCGCUUGACAGUGAUGAGGACCUAGACACCGCGAUAAAAGACCUGCUCAAGACAAAAAAGAAGUCAAAGAAAAAGACAAGAGACUCAAAGCGGAAAUCAAGGAAGUGCCUCAAGGAUGAAGAACCACUGCUAAGAAAUGCUUCACAGACCAAAAAGCUAAAACCAGAUCCUUUUUCCAAAUGCAGUGCUUUGAAAAAAAUACAAAAGAGUAAAGAUGACAUGAAAGACAAGACUGGAUUGAGUAAGAAGAACAUUUCCCAACAUACACAAACUGAUAAAAGCGAAGAGCAUGAUGUGCAUGGAGGUGAAACAGAGAUAUUGAAAGGGACUGAGGGCCUAGACUCCGUGUUGCUGCACAAUGCUCAGACUGUUCCUCAGAUAAAGGAAGAUAGUAGUUCAGUAGACAGUGACGAUAGCAUUGAGCAAGAGAUCAGAAGGUUUCUGGCAGAAAAAGCCAAAGUUUCAAAUGCAGUGAAAAGUAAAGAUGGAGAUGUGUUGAGGAAUGGUGCUGUCGUGGCUGGCACCCCACUUCAAGAGGAAGACAUUAAACAGGAAAAUCAGCUGGCUGAGAUUCCGAUAAAAAGUACUGCCACCCCUUUCUCUGGACAGCCUCCUCCAAGUAGUCCACCUCAAGACAGGCAGUCUCUUCCAGUGUCACAGAGUUUGGUGCCAGACAUCUCAGCUGUCGGCGCACAAGCUCGUCUGUCCUCAGCCCAGUCCUGCAGCCCCAGUCUUUUGGAACCAGCAGACGGGGCAGGGGCUGCGAGAACCGAGCAAAGGAGGCCUGGCACAGGGAGGGGUAACGUCCAGGAUGUCACCCCGCAGAUGGAGAGAGUUCGACCUGUUUUGAGUCCCAGCCUCGCUCAUUCUCGUUCUGAGUCCAUCAAGUGGCGCCAGAGCCUGGGACUUCCGAUUACCGACACAGGGACUCUCCGACGAACACCAUUCCAUAUCACCUCAUCUAAAAUGAACGAGACUUCAACAACUCUGCCAUAUCAGAGCGGGGGUGCCAACCUCAAAUCACAGACUCCAGUCGCUGCUUGGUCCUCCACAAGGACCAGUGGAGCACCACUCCCCUGGUCUACAGAGGCAACUGUAAAUACCACGUUCAGGUCCCCUGUUCUGAAUCUUUUGUCUACUGCCAGGCAGCAUCCAAGGAUGUCCUUUACACAGAGCCUGCUGCCUGGCCACAGGUCACAGUGCUCUUUAGAAGGAGAGACUAAGAGUAUGGUGCAUAUGUCUAAGGACAAGAGUGUGUUUGUUGAACUGGAAUCUAAUAGGACCAACCAUGUCCAGGUUCGAAGCAGGGAAAGGAGCGAGGGAAAGGAGAGAGUGGACUUGCUAAUUGAGAAAAAAAGAGAGGGCGAGAGCAUGAAGAUAGACGAUAAAGACGUACAUCUAGAAAGAAGAGAGGAAGAAUUUGUAGAUGAGGCUGAUUGUGAGUCAGGCAACAGGAGAAAUCCAGAGAAGAAGCAGGGCUUUUCCACAUUGUCUUUGUCCAGUGCCAUUGACCCAGGCAUUACCUUCAGACCUUACAUAGCUCUAACCACUGAGGAAAGAAGCAGGAUGUUCAUCAGGAGGUACCUGACUGAAAAAUGCAACAAGGGGAAAGCUUCUCCCAUCAGUGUUCCUGUGCAGAACAAGACUGUGCAACAUGUCAAAAGAAAGCUUCAGUUUGUUCCAGUGCACAGGAGAAAUGAAGCACCCAGCCUGCACAGCAAAACAGAAUAAGACUUCAUUCUGCAUGUUUUAUGUUACAGUAUGUGGGUGGUUGAAUAAUUACUUUGCCAUUUAUAUAAGUGUUCAUGUUCACGUGUUCAUUCUUUAUUUGGGGGGGUAUCAGUGCCCUAUUUUGUAAUGUUAGUCCAAGUAUAUUACAUGGAAGAAAGUUUAGGUUCACUUGUUGGUUUAUGUAAGCAAUUAAGGGCAUUUCUUCUAGUUUUGGACUAAUAAGUAAAUUCUAAAUCCUAGGAACUGCCUGAGUGUUGUGCCAUUUUCUUAAAACAAAAUUUUCCUGUUUAUUUUUUUCCAGUUGUUGUUGAAUAAUUCAAGUUCUGGUUUCAGGGUUUUAGUUUAGCUGUCUCAAACUCAAACUGGGUUGUCCUUUUCCAGUUAGAUAACAUGAAUUUCUCUUCAUAGUACUGCUUUUGUUUUUGUAGGAAGUUACAUCUUUAUUGUCAAACUGUCUAAAUCAGGAAUUAUUUCUUUCAUAGAAUAUAUUCAUUUCAUACCUUUAAUAGCUACGUGAUAUAACGGUAGUGCUCUCUGUGAUUGUUUUUGUUUUUCAAUAAAGUUGUAAGGGU
This is a messenger RNA of Toxotes jaculatrix (banded archerfish), 4545 nucleotides long. RefSeq names its product protein phosphatase 1, regulatory subunit 26 (gene ppp1r26). The record is from RefSeq and is a predicted model, not a curated record. Gene Ontology annotation, biological process: negative regulation of phosphatase activity. Lineage: Eukaryota; Metazoa; Chordata; Actinopteri; Toxotidae. The coding region runs from base 446 to 3973 and encodes 1175 amino acids. Gene Ontology annotation, molecular function: protein phosphatase inhibitor activity. The transcript has 5 exons.